Molecule: messenger RNA, 2218 nt
Organism: Bicyclus anynana (squinting bush brown)
Lineage: Eukaryota; Metazoa; Arthropoda; Insecta; Lepidoptera; Nymphalidae
Product: zinc finger protein 468
Exons: 2
Coding region: 1-1269 (422 amino acids)
Biological process (GO): regulation of transcription by RNA polymerase II
Molecular function (GO): DNA-binding transcription factor activity; RNA polymerase II cis-regulatory region sequence-specific DNA binding
Source: RefSeq, a predicted model, not a curated record
AUGUCUGCCAAAAUAAUAGUCCAAAGGUUUGAGGAAGAGAAUAAUUUUUGGACUUUAUAUGUUACGAUUGGGGAAAACGACAAAAAUGUAGAAGAUAUUCAAUACAGUGCUUGGCAUGUUGGUAAAGCUGAAAUUAAAAAGAAAGAAAAAGAUAAACCUCGACUGGUGAUAAAAAUGGUUUCCGAUGGUAAUUAUAAUAGUUUGAAUUUAGAUGAAUGCUCCAAGGCAGUGGAUUUUGCAGACAAACAUCUGACAGAAAUCCUGAAUAAAAAUAAACAAUGUGACGUAAAAGAUAUUAUAAUUCGUCACAAAAGAAACGAAUGCGAUAGCAGUUUAAGCUUGUACAAGAAGUAUUUCGAAGCCUUAAAUAGACAACCAAGGAUUAACAAUGUUACUCAGAUACAAUGUAAAAUACCACAAUUGUACGCAAGAUAUUUCAAUAACAAAACUGAUGAUGAGACAGAUCCUCUGGAAUACUGUAUAGAAAAAGUUAAGAAGAACAAUGCUUUAAUAAUGGAGAACAUUCAUAUGUUAAAUAGAACUUUAAAUUACACAAAAAAGAAAGAAAUAUUAGACAUAAUCAAUCCGAGACCGUUAAGAUCGUAUCCAUGCAACACAUGCGGAAAGUGUUUCGUUUACGAGACGGGUCUACAGAGACAUUACUCUGUGAGACACUGCAAUCUAGACACACAGCCACGUUGGCAGUUGGUGUGGACAUGCACCAAUUGCUUUCAGGUGUGGCCAAGACAGGAAUUGGCCAUCAAGCAUGCGACGCAGUGCUGCAACUCAAGAAACGCUGACGACGCUGUUCAAGAAAUAAAAACUUCAUCACUUUUACGGUGCGAAUUUUGCGAAAAAGUAUUCACAUGUAUCCCGAGAUUACUGAGUCACACUAACUUCCACUCUGUAACGAAUAACUACAAAUGUAACGCAUGCGAUGUUGUAUUUUCUUGUUACAAAACCGCUGAGCAACAUUGGCUCUCUUGUCUGUGGCUGAAAAUGUGUUACCAAUUUUCGCUGCCAAAGCUGUUGUUGUGCAAUGCUUGUGAUCGGAAAUUUAAAAACUACGAUCAGCUUUACAAUCACAGGUACAAAGUAGGACAUUUUAUACCAAAAACCUUUGAUGAAAACAAUGGUGCCUUCACAUCAACACCUGUCUACCAGUGCGAGGUCUGUGGACAUUGGUUUAGUGCUGUAUCACAACUCUAUGUUCACAGAAGCCAAUAUCAUCCACAGUUUGAUAAUGGAACAUAUAAUAUUGUAAGUUGAUGAAAAAUUACUGAAGGUAGAACUCAUACAUUCGUUCACUCACCCCAAAGUAAGGUAACUAAGUUGUGUUAUUAAGAUAUCUGACUAAAAUACAUAAAUUACUUAUAUAAUAUGAGUAAAUAAGCUCCGCAUUGUGUGUACCAGACAUAUCGCAUCAAAUCUGUUUAAUGCACUACAUAUGAUGCGGAUCUGUUGAUGCCUUUAUGAACAAUAGGAAAAUGAAUUUUAUUAAUUCAGUUAUUUGUGUUCAGCAGGACAUGCCAGCUCAAGAAGAUGCUUAAAGUUGCAAGUUAAAGGAAAAAUGUUUACUUUAUUUAUGUUAAUAAAUUUCAUCAAUUGGAAGUUGAAGUGUGGUUUAAAAAUAAAAAUUAAAUUGAAUUAUGGUUUUUAAUGUUUUUUUGGUAAAUAUAGUUUCAAAAGUUACUUAUUAAAUUUUUUUUUCAAAUUUAAUACAAAUUAUUCUUCUUCACAAAUUGUAAAAUAUAUGACAAAAUGUUUUCUUGCUGCACAUUUUGCAAUUGUGCAUUUUCAUAGCUGCACUUUGGACUUUAUUAUGGUUUCAGUUUCAACCUGAUACCUCUACACAUUCCAGAAAGGUUUAGACAGACAGACAAUAAAGUAAUCUACAAGGGUUUUGUUUGUACAGAACCCCAAAAAACUUUAACCUUUAUAUUACAGUAAUACAAUGCAAAUAAUUUACUUGGCUAGGGAUAUUGUUGAUUCCAGUUUAUAAAUAAUUUUAAUAUUCUGUCAUGUUCUGUUUCUGUCAUGUUCUGUUUGUUUUAGCAUUGAAACUACUGAACCAAUUUGAAAAAUACUCUCACUGUUGGGAAGCUACACUAUCCCCAGUUGCUAUAGGCUAUAUUUUAUCUCUGUAUUCCUACUGCAACAGGAACUAAGAGGGUGAAAUAGUGUGGCAUCUGCUCGUAAUACUAUAAAACCAUGUAAU